This is a messenger RNA of Colletotrichum acutatum, 1569 nucleotides long. Its product is annotated as anthranilate synthase component I. Gene Ontology annotation, molecular function: anthranilate synthase activity. Lineage: Eukaryota; Fungi; Ascomycota; Sordariomycetes; Glomerellales; Glomerellaceae. The coding region runs from base 1 to 1569 and encodes 522 amino acids. The record is from RefSeq and is a predicted model, not a curated record. Gene Ontology annotation, biological process: L-tryptophan biosynthetic process. The transcript is spliced from 4 exons.
AUGUCGGGACCGCGCGCAGUCGUACCGUCCCUCGAGACGGUCAGGUCCAUCCUCGCCUCCCCGGCCACGACCAACGCCGCAAAGAAGCCCACACUCGUCCCCGUCUACCGCCAAAUCUCCUCCGACCUCAUCACCCCGUCCGCCGCCUACCUGAAGGUCUCGGCCCACCACAAGGACUCGGAUUUCUCCUUCCUCUUCGAGAGCGCCGCCACAGAACAAGUCGGCCGCUACAGCUUCGUCGGCGCCGGACCCCGCAAAGUCCUCGCCACGGGUCCCGGUCAUGGCCCCGAGUGCGACCCCCUGCCGGCCCUCGAGGCCGAGCUGGCACAGCACGUAGUCGCCCACGUUCCGGGCUUGCAGCUCCCGCCCAUGGCCGGCGGCGCCGUAGGCUACGUGGGCUACGACUGCGUGCGCUACUUUGAGCCCAAGACGGCGCGGCCCAUGAAGGACGUCCUGCAGAUCCCCGAGUCCCUGUUUAUGCUCUUUGAUACUAUUGUCGCCUUUGACCGCUUCUACGGCGUCCUCAAGGUCAUCACCUACCUCCACGUCCCAGAGGACGCCUCCCAGCUCGAGGCCGAGUACCAAAAGGCGACGCAGACCAUUGAUGAGCUCAUCGCCGUCCUCAACAGCCCCGACAUCCCCAUCCCGGAACAGCAGCCCAUCAAGCUCGGCCAGGAGUACACCUCCAACGUCGGCCAGCAGGGCUACGAGUCCCACGUCACGGAGCUCAAGAAGCACAUUGUAAAAGGCGACAUCAUCCAGGCCGUCCCCUCGCAGCGCUUCGCCCGCCCGACGACCCUCCACCCCUUCAACAUCUACCGCCACCUCCGGACGGUGAACCCUUCCCCUUACCUGUUCUACGUAAACUGCAAAGACUUCCAAAUCGUCGGCGCCUCCCCCGAACUCCUCGUCAAAUCCGAAGCCGGGCGCGUCAUCACGCACCCGAUCGCGGGCACCGUGAAACGCGGCAAAACGCCCGAGGAGGACCAGCGCCUCGCCGACGAGCUGCGCAGCUCCCUCAAGGACCGCGCCGAGCACGUCAUGCUCGUCGACCUGGCGCGCAACGACGUCAACCGCGUCGGCGACCCGUACACGGUGCGCGUGGACCACCUCAUGGUCGUGGAGAAGUUUAGCCACGUCCAGCACCUCGUCUCGCAGGUCUCGGGCGUGCUGCGGGCGGGGCAGACGCGUUUCGACGCCUUUCGGAGCAUUUUCCCCGCAGGCACGGUGUCGGGCGCGCCGAAGGUCCGCGCCAUGGAGCUGAUUGCCGAGCUCGAGAAGGAGAAGAGGGGGAUUUACGCCGGUGCGGUUGGGUAUUUCGGGUACGGUGGCGUUGAUGAGAAGGGCGAGGAGGUGGAGGGUGCUAUGGAUACGUGUAUUGCGCUGCGGACGAUGCUUGUCAAGGAUGGUGUGGCGUAUCUGCAAGCUGGUGGCGGUAUCGUGUUCGACUCUGACGAAUACGACGAGUGGUUGGAGACGAUGAACAAGCUUGGCGCAAAUAUGCAGUGCAUAACGACGGCAGAGGAGCUUUAUUACGACCAGCAGCAACAAGCGGCGGGCAAGUCGUAA